CACCCAGAUACAGAUACCCCUCACAUACCGCCAACAUGUCUCUCACAAUACCCAACGCCCCGAACUCUGGCUUGUUCAAGCAGGGCUAUCAGAAUUAUGAUGCCGAAGAUGGAGCAGUUAUUCGUAAUAUUGACGCUUGCCGCACGAUCGCCCAGACCGUUCAGACCUCCCUCGGACCCUAUGGACGAAACAAGAUUGUCAUAAAUCAUUUGCAAAAAAUGAUUGUGACUUCGGACGCAGCAACUAUAUUGCGGGAGCUCGAGGUUGUCCACCCAGCAGCGAAAUUGCUUGUGAUGGCCAGCCAACAGCAAGAGGCGGAGAUGGGCGAUGGCACCAACAUGGUCAUUAUCCUCGCAGGAGAGCUUCUGAAGAAGGCCGAGGAACUUAUCAGAAUGGGCUUGAAGACCAGCGAUAUCGUCCUUGGAUACGAGAAGGCAGCGGCGGCGGCACAGACUUUCUUGGAGGAAUUGGUAUGUGAUAAGGUGGAGGACAUCCGGUCCCAAGAAGAGCUCAGCAAAGCCAUCCGCACCGUUGUAGCAGCCAAGCAGUGUGGCAGCGAAGACUUCCUCUCCAAUCUUGUUGCAGAAGCCGUCCUUGCGGUUCUCCCCAAGAACCCGGUAAACUUCAAUGUUGACAACAUCCGAGUAGUCAAGAUCAUGGGUGGCGGUUUGGAGCAGAGCAAGGUCGUCAGGGGCAUGGUUUUCCCAAGAGAACCAGAGGGCACCAUCAAGAAAGCAACUAAGGCCAAGGUCGCAGUCUUCUCAUGCCCGAUCGACAUUUCACAGACGGAGACCAAGGGAACGGUCCUACUUCACAACGCCAAGGAGAUGCUUGACUUCACAAAGGGAGAGGAGAACCAGAUCGAGACCAUCAUCAAGGAGCUCCACGACUCUGGCCUUAGGGUAAUUGUUGCAGGAUCAACUAUCGGCGAACUAGCACAACAUUACCUCAACCGCUACAACAUCCUCGUCAUCAAGAUUCUCUCUAAAUUCGAACUCCGCCGGUUAUGCAGAGUCGUCGGCGCCACACCGCUUGCCCGCCUCGGAGCACCCAUGCCAGAUGAGAUGGGCAGCAUCGACGUUGUUGAGACUUUGGAGAUCGGCGGCGACCGUGUCACCGUCUUCAGGCAAGAGAACGAGCAGACCCGCACAGCGACCCUCGUCCUCCGAGGAGCCACCCAGAACCACCUCGAUGACGUCGAGCGUGCCAUCGACGACGGUGUCAACGUCGUCAAGGCCAUCACCAGAGACGCCCGCCUUGUGCCCGGUGCAGGCGCCACCGAGAUGCAAAUCAUCGAGCGCAUUACCAAUCUUGCCGAUAAGACUCCUGGUCUCUCUCAAUACUCCAUAAGGAAGUACGGCGAGGCUUUCGAAGUCAUCCCACGAACACUCGCCGAGAGCGCCGGACUCGACGCCACCGAGGUUCUCAGCAGACUAUACACCGCCCACGCCGCACAGAAGGGCCGCAAGGACGACGAGUGGAGCGUCGGUGUCGACAUUGAGAACGAUGACAACACGGGCACCCUCGACGCAAAGGCUGAAGGCAUCCUCGACCUCUGGGUCAGCAAGAGCUGGGCCGUUAAGCUUGCCACGGACGCUGCCAGGACGGUGCUCAGCGUCGACCAGAUCAUUGUCGCCAGGCAAGCAGGUGGACCCAAGAUGCCCGGAAAGGCCCAGCAGGGUAACUGGGACAACGAUGACUAGACGAUUCACUGCGCCAUGGAACAAUGUAUCAUGAGAUAAAUAGCACUCAUAAAAAUAUUAGACCACAAACAGAGCUGAUUUGAGGUUUUAUAUAAUAACCUUGAGCUGUACAAGACUU
Aaosphaeria arxii CBS 175.79 is the source of this 1821-nucleotide messenger RNA. Its product is annotated as t-complex protein-like protein 1. Gene Ontology annotation, biological process: protein folding. The transcript has 3 exons. The record is from RefSeq and is a predicted model, not a curated record. Gene Ontology annotation, molecular function: ATP-dependent protein folding chaperone; ATP hydrolysis activity; ATP binding. Gene Ontology annotation, cellular component: chaperonin-containing T-complex. The coding region runs from base 36 to 1703 and encodes 555 amino acids. NCBI's taxonomy places the organism in Eukaryota, Fungi, Ascomycota, Dothideomycetes, Pleosporales.